GUGAAUGAUGUUUUUAUUUUAUUCGGGUCAUCUAUUGUUGAUAGAGAAAACUAUUUAGAAAGAUCGAUGCAGCGAUUAUCUAAUAAUGCCGAUAUAUCGGAAAGAAGUCCAAAUAGUCGCCAACACUGCAGCAGACGAACACAUUCGAUUUUUUAAACUAAUUCUUGAUGAUUUUCGGCCUUGUAUGUAAAUUGUUUCGAAGCAAACUAUAUACUUUUUCAAAAAGGAAGUUGGUAACAGUAGCUGGAAACCAGGUUUCGAAAACAGGAAAUUGUUCUAAAAUGGAAGAAGUUCCCAAUCAAAAUUGCAUACAAAAGGAUGCAAAAUCCAUUAAAAGACCGUUUGAAAUCAGCCAUGAAGCCGAAUCUGCACCAGUUGAAGAAACAGUCAAAAGAGCACGUUCUCAAAAAAAAAAGAAAUUUGCCAUUCUCUUAAGUUAUUGUGGUCAGGGAUACCUUGGAAUGCAAUUUAAUCAAGGGUUCAAAACGAUUGAAGGUGAAUUGUUUCAAGCAUUUUUAAAACUUGGAAUAAUGGAUGAUGACUCCCUUAACACACCACAAUCUAUACAUUUCCAAAGAGCAGCACGAACAGAUAAAGGAGUAUCUGCCAUCCGUCAAGUGAUUUCGCUGAAAAUGAGGUUACCAGAUGAAAAUCUAUGUAAGGAGCUAAAUUCACUCCUUUCUCACUGUGUACGGGUGUUUGCUGUAAGGAAGGUUACAGCAGGUUUUAAUAGCAAAACUGCAUGUGAUUCCCGAUCCUACGCUUAUGUGAUGCCUACAUUUGCUUUUGCCUCUAAAGAAGUGGCUCCUUCCCAUCAGUUCCGUUUGAUAUCGGAAACUGUUGAUCAAGUCAAUUCGCUGCUUUCGUUUUUUAAAGGGACGCGAAAUUACCACAAUUUCACAUCAGGUAGGCCUGCGCAGGAUCCUAGCUGUAAACGUUACGUAACGCAGUUUUCUUGCAGCCUGCCUUUCAUAGUGAAAGAUAUGGAAUUUGUGAAAAUCACUAUUAAAGGACAGAGUUUCAUGUUGCAUCAGAUACGUAAAAUGAUAGGACUUACAGUCGCUAUCAUGCGUGGAUAUACGUCAAAAGAAAUAUUAGAAAAAGCAUUCAAAAUGGAGCGGGUUAAUAUUCCUACAGCUCCCAGUUUAAAUCUAUUGUUGGAGGAGCCCCACUAUGACAGUUAUAAUCGCCGUUAUGGGAGCGACGGAGUACACGAAGCUUUAGACUGGAGUUCGUGCGCAGUAGAUGUAGAAAAGUUUUACGAAAACUCUAUUCUGCCAGUUAUUUAUGACGGAGAGAUGGUCUGUCCUGAUGGCGGUUCGAUGAUGAAUUGGCUUUUAACAUCUUUGCCACUUCACACGUACGAAUUCCCAUUAAAGCCUGAGGAAAAGUUACCGAAUUCUGUUUGUGAGUGACAUUUCCCAAAUCAGUUGACUUCAAGACGAAUUUGAAUGUGUAAUAAUUGAAAAGCCAUUAUUGCACACUAAACUACUUUAUUCAG
This is a messenger RNA of Daphnia carinata, 1501 nucleotides long. RefSeq names its product pseudouridylate synthase 1 homolog (gene Pus1). NCBI's taxonomy places the organism in Eukaryota, Metazoa, Arthropoda, Branchiopoda, Diplostraca, Daphniidae. The transcript is spliced from 7 exons. The record is from RefSeq and is a predicted model, not a curated record. Gene Ontology annotation, biological process: tRNA pseudouridine synthesis; mRNA pseudouridine synthesis. Gene Ontology annotation, cellular component: nucleus. Bases 168 to 1415 code for a protein of 415 amino acids. Gene Ontology annotation, molecular function: pseudouridine synthase activity; RNA binding.